This is a messenger RNA of Etheostoma cragini (Arkansas darter), 1456 nucleotides long. Its product is annotated as zinc finger protein 184-like. The record is from RefSeq and is a predicted model, not a curated record. Gene Ontology annotation, molecular function: RNA polymerase II cis-regulatory region sequence-specific DNA binding; DNA-binding transcription activator activity, RNA polymerase II-specific. Bases 144 to 1250 code for a protein of 368 amino acids. Gene Ontology annotation, cellular component: nucleus. NCBI's taxonomy places the organism in Eukaryota, Metazoa, Chordata, Actinopteri, Perciformes, Percidae. Gene Ontology annotation, biological process: regulation of transcription by RNA polymerase II. The transcript is spliced from 2 exons.
UUAGCAAAACAAGCACAUGUAUCCUCUUUAGCUGCAUACACGCUCGUUAUUUUAAGACUUCCGUGCAUGCACGUAGUAAAUCAGCUCAAAGACAAAAUUGAAGUCGUGGCGUAGAAUAUAAUUUCACGUGUAGUACACCAACAAUGUCUUCCGUUCAGCAUUUAAAACAGUUUGUCAACGAGCGACUAACUGCUGCUGCUGAAGAAAUAUUCGGAGUUUUUGAAAAAACUAUCUUCCAAUUCGAGGAAGCGAUCGAUCGUCAACGCAGACUAUUGGAUGUCGUUUAUAAACCUGAUACAACAUUACUCAAGAUAGAGCUCCCACCGCCACGUGAUUGUAACGAGGAGGAAGUUCUCGCUGACCAGCAGCUCUGUAUUCAGGAGAGGAACUCCAGACUGGACCAGGAGGAGCCAGAACCUCCACAGAUGAAAGAGGAACAGGAGGACCUCUGCAUCAGUCAGGAGGGAGAGCAGCUUGUACUCAACCAGGAGACUGAUGGCGUUACGUUAACACCUACUUAUGAGGAAAGUGACCACAGUGCAGGUCAGACUCUGAGCUUCAAUAUCUCCGAGACUCCGAUGGCAGUGGAUGAAAAGCCUCUAAACUGUAUUUGGGAUAAAAGCUCUGUGGUAUCAGAAGCAAACAAUGACCACCAGCUCAUCUCUCACAGCUCUCAUGACGCUGAGAGCCAAGAUCAGAAAAGAGAAGACUCAGGAUCAACUAGAAAUGCAGAGCCAGAAGAAAACAAGAUACAUCACAAUAGCAGAGGUCAGAGAAACAAUGUAAACAACCCUAACCUCUCCAUGAUUCCCCAUGAUACUCAUGCAAGUAAAACCUCUUCUAAAUGUGAUGUAUGUGGAAAAGAGUUUAAGUAUGAUUCAAUAUUGCAGAGGCACAUGAGUAACCACACAGGUGAGAAGCCCUAUACUUGCAAAACAUGCGGGAAAGAUUUCUCUCAGAGCUCAACGUUGAAGUAUCAUAUGACAAUCCACGCAAAUGAUAAGCUGCAUAUUUGUAAAACCUGUGGGAAAGAUUUCUUUCGUAGGGAUAAGUUAAAUAACCACAUGAAGACCCACACAGGUGAGAAGCCGUUUAUUUGUAAGACAUGUGGGAAAGGAUAUAUAGUUAAAAGUUCCUUGAAAGGCCACAUGAGAAUCCACACAGGUGAGACGCCGUAUACUUGUAGAUUUUGUGGAAAAAGAUUUAAACUGAACAGCGCUUUAAAAACCCACUUGAGCACCCACACAUGAUAAGAAACUGCUUGUCAGAAUCUAGGACACGUGUACCGGUGUUAAACCCCUACUGGUUUCCACAGCAACUGGUUUCCCUACGUCGUGUUCACCUAACAGCUGCCGUUGUGGCCUACCUCUGUCACCAGAUUCGUCGCACAAUCAAACAUAUUCCUGGAGAUUUUCGUAUCGUUUCCCAAAUAUCCUGCCGGGGAAAUGUUUAAGUA